AUGGCGGAGCGUGCGCUGUUCGGGGGGCUUCGUGCAGCGCUCGAGAGCCAUGGCGCACAGGUCGCCACCGACGCGCAGUCGCGCACGUCGUUUGAGAAGAACGUGACACACCUCGUCACCGAGUCGCUGCACUGCGCGCAGGGGCGCUGGUGCACGCCGCUCGCGGAUGCCCAGUGCGCAAGGGAUGCGUCGCACCCGUGCGCAGUCACCCCGCUGUGGGUCACGCGCUCGAUCGCGCUGCGCCAGCUGCAGCCCGAGGGCCUCUACUCGCCGGAUCCCCAGCGCCUCUUUUCGGGGGUGGUUGUGAGCUGCGCGGGAAUGUCGCCGCACGACCAAGAGAUGAUCGCUGCGGCGGUCGAGUCGCUCGGUGGCGCGGUGAAGCAGACACUGUGCGAAGAGGUGACGCACCUCGUCACCGCGUCGCGCGACACGUCCAAGGUGCGUGCGCUCGAAGAGCGGCCCGACAUUCGCAUCGCGGUCGUCGCACCACAUUGGGUCAAUGAUAGUUUUCGCCUGAACCGCCGCCUGCCGCUGCGCGACUUUGUGUUUGACCUGAACAAGCCCGACGCGCUGCCGACGUGCAUGUGUGCGUCGUGGGACCGUCCGCAGGACGUCCCUUCUUCGCCGUCGCACUCGCCAGACGAUGCAGGCGGCGCGGUGCUCGCGGGAAAAAGGGUGCUCUUUGCACGCGACAUCCACGGCGGCGCACUCGAGUCGCAUCCCGAGCUGCACUCGCUGCGUGAUCGCGUGGUGGGCGCCGGCGGAACGUGCCUCGAGACGCUCGCCGAGGACGCAAACGACGCGGCAGUGCAGCAGGCUGUGCGCGAUGCGGACCUGGUCGUGGCGCGCUUCCGCGAGAGCCGCGAAUUUGGCGCGGCGAUGCGCGAGGACACGACGGUCGGCACGCUCCCGUGGCUCGUGCAGAUCCUCUCGAAAGGGCGCAUGAGCUCGCCGCGCGACCGUCUGCUGCACUUUCCGUACCCCGAGAGCCCGGUACCGGGCUUUGACCGCCUGACGGUGACGAUUACCAACUACUCGGGUGCGCAGCGUACCUACCUCAAGGACCUGAUUGCCAAGAUGGGCGGCACCUUUACGCCGCACAUGACGCCGUCGCACCAUGUGUGCAUCGCGCUGGACCUCUCGGGCGAAAAGGUGCUCAAGGCGCGCGAGUGGAACAUUCCGAUCGUGAACCACAUCUGGCUCGAGCAGUGCUUUGCGACGUGGACGAACCAAAACCUGGCACAGAGCCAGUUUAUUACGUUUCCGGGCGCCGCGCAGCUCAAGGCAGUCGUCGGCCAGGCAAGUGUGCCGGACGCGAGCCUCAAGCCGUGGCUGGUGACGGCCGAAGCCGCACCAGAGCCGGAGCGGUCGCAGGCGACGCCGGAGCCGGAGGAGGAGCCGGAGACGAACGAUACCCCGACGGCGGAUACCCCUGCGAAUGGCCGUGUGACGAGCGCCGUCGAUGAAAGCGUGCAAGAGAUUGUGGUGGAUGGGCAAGGAAAAGGGAAAGGGAAGGAGGCGGAGACGGAGCGUGAUGAGCCUAUUGAGGAAGGCGAGGAGGGCGAGGAGGGCGAAAAGGGCGAGGAGUACCCUGACGUGCCCGAGCCCAACGAGGUCGAGCCCGAACACGUCGAGCCCGAGCAUGUUCGUGACGCUGAGCAGGCCGAGGUCCACGAGCGCGACGAUAUCGAGCCUGAGCACGUCGAACAGGAGCACGUCGAACCUGAGCACGUCGAACCUGGACAGGAGCACGAGUCCGAGCACGCCCACGACACUGCCGAGGACCUUACCAAAGAAUCUGUCCAUCCUGACGCUUCUGCCGACCCUACUAGCCCUGCUGUGCAGGACGCCAAGGCCCUUCACCCCGACGCCGACCAGUCGGCCGCCGCUUCCGAGCCGUCUCCUGUGGCUCCUCAGCCAGACGCCUCUUCUGCACGCCCCUCGGCGCGCCCAACUUCGCGUCCUUCGCUCCCCUCGGACGAGCAGCUUGCCGAGGCCGAGCUGGGCGUGCACACGCCCGCCCGCUCCAAGCGCAAGUCGGACACGGGCGAGCGUCGUGCGACGCCGACGUCUGCGCGCAAGCGCGGCAAGGUUGAUGGCGUGUGCCUUGCGACGACCUCGGUCGAGCUCAAGCCGAACACGCUGCAGGUCCUCGAUGCGCUGCAAGUGACGCGUGUCGACGAUGUGUCGCAGGCGACGCACCUUGUCGCCAAAGGGCUUACGCGCACGGAGAAGAUGCUGUGUGCCAUUGCCCUCGGCACGGUCGAGAUCGUGUCGGUGGACUGGCUGAAAGAGGUGGUGAAGCGCAAAGCGCUGGUCGAUGCCUCGCGCUAUGCGCUGGUCGACCGUGAAAAAGAGGCCAAGUGGAACAUGACGCUGUCGAAUGCGCUUGCGACGAGCCGUGCGGCGCCCGGCGCGCUGCUGGAGGGCCACACGUUCUACCUCGGCAAAGGUGUGCAGCCCAGCAAAGACGUGCUGCGCCAUGUCAUUGCAGCGGCUGGUGGUCAGGCUGCCUCGCUGUCGAGUGCCUCGGCCAAGGUGCUGGUCGCCGAUGCCGCCCACCACCACGUCAUUGGCUCGCGCGAGGAGGCGAAGCAGCUCGGCGCGCUGCGUGAGCAGUGUGCCAAGCACGGCCACGUUUUGCCGCUCUGGACGCCCGAGCUGAUUCUCGCCGGGGUCCUGCGUCAGGACAUGCAGUGGGACGAGGAGUAUGCGCUGCAUCUGUAG
Molecule: messenger RNA, 2727 nt
Organism: Malassezia japonica
Lineage: Eukaryota; Fungi; Basidiomycota; Malasseziomycetes; Malasseziales; Malasseziaceae
Gene: ESC4
Product: regulator of Ty1 Transposition
Exons: 3
Coding region: 1-2727 (908 amino acids)
Biological process (GO): double-strand break repair; DNA double-strand break attachment to nuclear envelope
Cellular component (GO): nucleus; Cul8-RING ubiquitin ligase complex
Source: RefSeq, a predicted model, not a curated record